GCCUACCUCAUCGAAAAUGAAACUCACAUCUAACUCGCAGCAUAUAACCAUGCAGGUCUGUUUACUGGCCAAGUUGAGGGCCGUUACUUCAUUUCAAGUUGCAUAAUCAAACCAUGAUGCAUGACUACGGAGUCCUGCCAGGAUACUAGCCCAAUGUAGAUGUAAUGACGUGGUAAAGUUAUUUUCCCUUCAACUUGGUAGUCUCGACAUCAUCAUGAUUGAACUUGGAAGACUCUACGCAUCUAUUGGUACUUGGUUGCCGAGAUGGAAACCACUGAUUCUUUCAUCCUCAGGAAUAUCAUAUCGUCCCCUGCUUGCUACAGUCGACUACAGUUCCCAAUGCGAAAUUUCUGGCAGAAUGAGUGAUGACAAUCCAACGUUUGCUUUGGAUUACAUCGACAGAUCAACUGUGGAGAAGAGGCUUAUUCGUAAGUUGGACCUUCGGGUAGCCUUCCUGGUUCUGGUUUACAUUAUGAACUAUAUGGACCGCACUAAUGCAGCGCUGCGUGGUUACGAGGAGGACCUUGGCAUGACGGGGAACCAAUUUAACACACUCAUCAGCAUUCUUUAUGUGGGGUAUUUGUUGACACAAGCACCUUCUAACAUGAUCUUACACCACAUGAAAAGGCCAUCACUAUACCUCUCGAGCUGCAUGGCAAUAUGGGGUGUUCUUACCGUGUCGACGGGUGCGGUACAAACAUACCAUGCCGCCCUUAUUUUGCGCUUCUUUAUUGGAUUUGUGGAGGCGGCAUUCUUUCCCGGAGCUGUAUUCCUUCUUUCACGAUGGUACAAGCGCAAUGAACUAGGAUUACGCACAGCACUUCUUACUUGUGGCGCCUCGAUCAGUAAUGCUUUUGGUGCUCUUUUUGCAUCAGGGAUCUUGGGAAGCCUAGAUGGUACACUAGGUUUUACGGCUUGGAGGUGGCUCUUUUUUGUGGAGGGCGCUUUGACCAUCGUGAUCGCAGUGUCUGCAGCCUGGAUUUUGCCUGAUUUUCCUUCAACGCCGAACCUCUGGCUGUUGCCUGACGAACAGAUACUGGCCAAACAACGGAUGGAUGAGGAAGUCGCGAGCGAAAAUGAGCACAAAAGUAAACCCGAAGAAUAUUAUUUUGGUCUCGUCGAGGCUCUUAUGGAUUGGAGGGUAUGGUGGGUUGGUGCUGCCCUUAACUUGAUGAGUUCCUCGCAAUCAUUCGGCCUUUUUUUUCCCGACCCUAGCAGCUACAAUGGGUUACAGCGCGACUACGAGCCUCUUGCUCUGCGCACCUCCGUGGAUUUUGGGAACUGCAACCUCAUUUGUUGUGGCCAGAGCCCAGUUGCCUAUGUUGUCUGUUUGACCUGGGUCAUGAAUACGUUUUCCCAAUCACAGUCGAAACGUGCAGCAGCCAUCGCACUAGUAAACACCUUGUCAACAGCUAGCCACAUGGGUUCAUCAUACUUUUGGCCAUCCAGUUGGGGACCUUCAUAUGUGAACUCCUAUCUCAUUUGCAUCUUGACAAGCGUCUUGUGCAUUGCGAUGUUAUGGGUAUUUAGGACACACCUUUCCCGGUGUAAUGAGGCUGCUGAAGCCGAAGAGCAAUCUCUAGGUCUGCCCAAGGGUUUGAGAUAUAUCCUCUAG
Messenger RNA from Suillus subalutaceus, 1615 nucleotides. Its product is annotated as MFS general substrate transporter. Gene Ontology annotation, molecular function: transmembrane transporter activity. NCBI's taxonomy places the organism in Eukaryota, Fungi, Basidiomycota, Agaricomycetes, Boletales, Suillaceae. Gene Ontology annotation, cellular component: membrane. The record is from RefSeq and is a predicted model, not a curated record. Bases 215 to 1615 code for a protein of 466 amino acids. Gene Ontology annotation, biological process: transmembrane transport. The transcript is spliced from 11 exons.